AUGGCGCCUUCACAAAGUAGCAGUGCAACUGUGUUAGCGGUGAUGGUUGUCCUUGUGCUGCUGGGGAUGGGAUGCCCGGCGGCGGCCAUGACGGCAUGCAAGGACUGCAUGCCGCAGUGCAACUCGACGUGCAGCGCCGCCAACUUUGCCGGAGCCGGGCCAUGCGGCGCCGACUGCAGUCCGACUCCGGGAUGCUCGGGCUGCCUCUCCUACUACCAAGGCAAGUGCAUGUCGGGGUGCUUGAGGGCGUGCAAAUCCCAAACACCGGGUGCAUACGACUGCGAAACCACCUGCAAAGGCAAUUGCAGCAACCAAAGUAGCUUGUGCGGAGUCGUCUGCGGCGAGUCGAAGACGUGCACCGCCUGCAAGGACAACUACUCCCGUGGGUGCACAUCCUGCUGCACCGCCUACUGCAAGUGCCACUGCGUCUAG
Molecule: messenger RNA, 432 nt
Organism: Aegilops tauschii subsp. strangulata
Lineage: Eukaryota; Viridiplantae; Streptophyta; Magnoliopsida; Poales; Poaceae
Source: RefSeq, a predicted model, not a curated record